Messenger RNA from Arabidopsis lyrata subsp. lyrata, 1923 nucleotides. RefSeq names its product probable E3 ubiquitin-protein ligase ARI10. Gene Ontology annotation, cellular component: cytoplasm; ubiquitin ligase complex. Gene Ontology annotation, biological process: protein polyubiquitination; positive regulation of proteasomal ubiquitin-dependent protein catabolic process; ubiquitin-dependent protein catabolic process. The coding region runs from base 146 to 1732 and encodes 528 amino acids. NCBI's taxonomy places the organism in Eukaryota, Viridiplantae, Streptophyta, Magnoliopsida, Brassicales, Brassicaceae. The record is from RefSeq and is a predicted model, not a curated record. The transcript is spliced from 3 exons. Gene Ontology annotation, molecular function: zinc ion binding; ubiquitin protein ligase activity; ubiquitin conjugating enzyme binding.
CUAGUACAAGUAGCCUAUAUAAAGAGGAUCGAGAUCAGAAGAGAGAACAUGUUAUAGCAAAACCCUAAAUAUUCAAGGAGUUUGUUUCGUCUCCUUCCUAUAAAUUAUCCUCAAAAUCGUUUUAGGGUUUCUUCAGCCGCCGGUCAUGGAUUAUUCAGAUGAUGACAUCAUCGAUAUGGAAUCAGGGGAGGAGGAGGAUCAUUACAGCGAUGGUGGUAACGAAUAUGCCGAUCACUACCCUCUUGAAGAAGACGCAAUUAUUCCAUCUGAGAAAAGUUACGUAGUUCUCAAGGAAGAAGACAUUCACAAGCAUCAAAGAGACGAUAUCGAACGAGUUUCCACGGCUCUCUCUCUAAGCCAAGUCGAAGCGACCGUUCUUCUUCUUCAUUAUCAUUGGAGUGUUAGUAAGAUCUACGAGGAAUGGUUUACGGACGAAGAGAGAAUCCGUAAAACAGUUGGAAUCCUGAAGGAGCCUGUCGUUGACGUUAAUGGUAGAGAAGUGGAUAUCCAAUGUGGAAUUUGCUUUGAAUCAUACACUUCAGAUGAAAUUGCUACGGUUUCUUGUGGUCAUCCUUAUUGCAAGACUUGCUGGACUGGUUACAUCUCUACAACAAUCAACAACGGUCCAGGAUGUUUAAGGGUUAAAUGUCCUGAGCCUUCUUGUUCCGCUGCGGUUGGUCAAGAUAUGAUCGAUAAGGUUAGUAAUAAAGAAGAUAAGGAGAAGUACUAUAGAUAUUUUCUUAGGUCUUAUGUGGAAGAAGUUGGGGAGAGAACUAAAUGGUGUCCAUCACCGGGAUGCGAAUGUGCGAUAGAUUUUAGUGUUGGGAGUGGAAGUGGAAGUAGUAGUUAUGAUAUUUAUUGUUUGUGUUCGCAUAGCUUUUGCUGGAAUUGUACUGAAGAUGCUCACAGUCCUGUGGAUUGUGACACGGUCUCAAAAUGGAUAUUCAAGAACCAGGAUGAGUCCGAGAACAAGAAUUGGAUGCUUGCGAAUUCAAAGCCUUGUCCUAAAUGCAAACGUCCUAUCGAGAAGAACGAUGGAUGUAACCGUAUGACAUGCUCAGAUCCAUGUAGACAUCAGUUUUGUUGGAUUUGUCUUGAACCACAUUAUGGUCACGGUGCUUGCAACAAGUUCGUUGAGGAGAAGGCUGAAAGUAAGAGAACAUUGCUUCAGAAUGAAAUCAAAAGAUACACGCAUUAUUAUAUAAGAUGGGCAAACAAUCAAUCGUCGAGGCUAAAGGCUAUGAGUGAUCUGGAGAAGUUGCAAUCGGUGCAGCUUAAGCAGCUUAGUGAUAAACAAAGCAAACCAGAAACUGAUCUCCAAUUCACCUUAGAUGCAUGGAUUCAGAUCCUCGAAUGUAGGAGAGUCUUGAAAUGGACAUAUGCAUAUGGAUACUACCUUCAUGAUCUCGCCAAGCGACAAUUUUUCGAGUAUUUGCAAGGGGAGGCUGAAACAAGUUUAGAGAGGCUUCAUCAUUGUGCAGAGAAUGAGUUGAAACAGUUUAUCAAUAAAACUGAAGAUCCAUCCGAAACUUUCUCUGCUUUCCGGAUGAAAUUAACUAAUUUGACUAAUGUAACUAAAACCUACUUCGAAAAUCUGGUGAAAGCUUUGGAAAAUGGUCUUGCUGAUGUGGCAUAUAAUUAUGAGACGACCAAAUCAAGAGAAGAAUCUGAUGAUUUUCUCGAAACACAAAAGCUAUAUGAUACUUAUAUAAGUGAAGGCUACUUCUUCUGAGAUCUCUCAGCUUCAGUUUAUUCCCUUUGUUAUUAGCAUAUUUGGAUAGUUUUUUUAUAGGUUUUACUAUAAACCUAACUAUAUUUUUCUUUACUAUAAACGGAAUUUCUCAUUGCUUCUUUGACUUUUGAAUUUUGAUUACUUGUUCUUUCCUAGUAGAACAAUUUUGGUGAAAACAAUUAACAUCAGUA